AUGUCACAAUCGUACCAUCUUUCGCAGAUGGCGCCUUUGCCACUGAUCAAACGUGUAACUCUGGGGAAGACAAUAGGACAUGGGGGAUUUGCAAUGGUGAAAUGUGCAGAAACGCAACGAGGGAGUCCAAAAUACGUUGCGAUCAAGCUAGUGUAUCUACCGUUAGCAGCCGAAAAAGGGGUGUCACCAGAGGAUAUUGCCCGAGAAGCAUACAUACAGAAACACGUUCCUCACCAAAACAUCAUCACGAUGUUCGACUUCGGAUACAACAAGGAUUGGGCGUGGAUUGCUCUUGAGCUAGCCGAGAACGGUGAGUUGUUUGACAAGAUUGAACCUGAUUUGGGCGUUGACCAGGAUGUAGCUCAUUUCUACUUCACACAGUUGAUUAACGCUGUUGGCUUCAUGCAUUCACAAGGGGUGGCGCAUCGAGAUAUCAAGCCGGAAAACUUGGUUCUUGAUUCAGCAGGAAACUUGAAACUAACGGAUUUUGGUUUAGCCUGUGUUUUCAAGAAGAAGACAGGACCCAAGAAGAAGUGCACGAAAUCCUGUGGAUCACCACCAUAUGCUGCACCUGAGAUAGUUUCAGAGAGUUACGACCCCUCCAUCUGUGAUAUUUGGUCGGCUGGAGUUGUUUUGUUUGUCCUCUUGACUGGCAAAAUUGCAUGGGAAAUGCCCGUGAUGGAAGAUAAAGACUUCGCAUAUUAUAUCAGGAACAAGGGAGAAGUUUUGAUUAGCCCAUGGAACAAGAUCGACUUGGGGGCAUUGAGUUUAUUGAGAAAGAUUUUGGUUGUUGAUGUGGAUGAAAGAAUUACCAUUGAAAAAAUCCAGCAGCAUCAGUGGAUGACUCGAGAACGUGGACUGUUAACUGAAAGAGGGAUGUGUAAAGACCCAUACAAGCUGAGUGCUCGGUUACUCGUUAACUUGUACAUCAACAUGAGCGACGGCGAAUUCCAAAAGCCAACAGACAAGCACAUUGUCGACGACUUGGACACUAAUGACAACAACUUGUACUCGGACGUUUAUUCAGUUUCACAGCAGCCGUACACAGAAAGGACUAAGAGAUUAAAGAUACGAAGCAGCAGGGAUUUUAAACACCAAAGAGAACUAGAGCUGAUUUCGAUGGAUCCUGCAUCUUUACAAUUCUACAGAACAGAGGAUGGAAUCAACGUCGAGACUAGAAAAAAAUUGAUUGAUCAAGAAAUUACAAGAAGGACGGAGCAGAUCAGAAAGCACCCGGAGUUGUAUGCAGACAGCUUUACGAGGUUCUUUUCUUUUGCAUCAUUGGACUCUAUUGUUUCUCUCCUGACGGAAGCACUAAUUCAGUUGAACAUCCUCGAAUCAGACAACGACAUCGAAUGUCAACAGAUCACACAGCAAUUAAAGGAAAACAGUGUAUACCGUGGAGUCAUCAGGUUUAGAAUUGACUUUAUCGAUGACUACAAUGGGCGAUUGUCUGGAGAGAUCGUCCUCAGCAAGGUUGCGGAUAACCUCGAAGCCCGUAAAAUCGACUUCAUAAGAAAGGCUGGUGAUCCGCUCGAAUGGAGACGAUUGUUCAAAAGGGUGACCAUUCUCUGUAGAGAUGUGGUGUACUACCCAGAAAACUAAUUUUAUGGUGUUCAAAACCCUGUACUCGUAAAUAGUAGUAAGCCUCUGUGGUAACGGAUGCUAUUGCGUACAAAAUCAUAUAUAGUUUGUACCAUGAAUCUCGAACGCGUGU
Messenger RNA from Pichia membranifaciens NRRL Y-2026, 1717 nucleotides. RefSeq lists its product as hypothetical. Gene Ontology annotation, biological process: mitotic G2 DNA damage checkpoint signaling; protein phosphorylation. The record is from RefSeq and is a predicted model, not a curated record. Gene Ontology annotation, molecular function: protein kinase activity; ATP binding. Bases 1 to 1605 code for a protein of 534 amino acids. Lineage: Eukaryota; Fungi; Ascomycota; Pichiomycetes; Pichiales; Pichiaceae. The transcript is spliced from 2 exons. Gene Ontology annotation, cellular component: cytoplasm; site of double-strand break; nucleus.